AUGGCCGAGAAGAAAGUAAAUAAUUUAUCCGAACUUUCCUCUUCGAAAGUGGCUGCUCUUUCGAUAAUAUUCGAAGACUGCACGAAUGCGCUAGUUAUUUAUCAAAAAACUCUCAAACAGAUUUUUAAGCGAUCGAAAAACACGACCGUUCCUUAUAUUCUUUACGAACUCGAAAAUUUGGAAACAACAGACAAGCAAGUACUUAAUGAAGAUAUGAAAAAAAUGAUAAAAGAUAUGCAGGAACAAGCUACAUAUAACAAACUACAUAACGAUAGCCUAUACAUAAGAGGAAUUAUGGAGAAAUUGAAGGAAGAAAUACGCGAAUAUGGUAGUUUCGAUGUGUUGACCAAAGAAAUUGAAAGAAUUGUGACCCAGAGAAAAGAAGAGGAGACUUUAUUCGAGGAAUACACGGCGAUGAAGAAAACUGCGAUGGAGCUUCGACAAACUAUCACCAAUGAAAAAAUGAGCAAUGAAGCGGAGAGAACCCGUCUAAGGAAUAUACUGCUCGACUUAAAGAAUGAAAAUGAAAAACUGAAAAUAGUUAGCGACAUUGAACAUAAGUAUUCGUGUAAGUGGAAUAAAGCUAAGUGUCAACAAAAUUCAAUCAAGUGUAAGGAAGAAUGGAAAAGAUUUAAAAAAACACUCGAUGAUCUUCACGAGCGUGAAAAAAUGGAAGAAAUUGUAUUUACCGAAUUGAUUACGUUUCUUAUCCAGGAUAUCGCGAGUAUCGAAGAAAAGAUCGAAGAAUGGCAGAGACGGUACGAUCAAGAGAAGAAAAUGUAUGAGAAGGAAAUCUGUGAAGUGAACAUAGAGAUAGAAACUUGACAAAAAGACUUAGCAGAACUUUCACAAGAGUAUAAAGAAAAGCAAAAAUUUAUAGACGCUUACCUCGCGGAAAAGGAAGCAUUGAAAAAACAGAAGAAACACGAACAGCAUGUGCAAGAAUGUGCCAUCAGGAUCCAAGCUUUGUGGCGUGGUGUUAUGGUGCGCCGGAAGUUGGGUCCGUAUCGACCUGAAGAGAAAAAAAAGAAACGUCAACUUAAAGCAAAGAAAUAACUCUCUUUCGGUUGGUUGAACACUUCAGUGCUGAAUACUGACGAUUAGAGAAGACAAAAUUUACUUAACGCUAGCGUACUCCCUCUUUUGUUUACACUUGGAAAGGUAAGGAAGUUUCUUUGAGUCUCAACGUACGUUGACCAAACUAAAUUUAGAGAAGAUAAACCUUUCGU
Messenger RNA from Vespa mandarinia (Asian giant hornet), 1229 nucleotides. Its product is annotated as dynein regulatory complex protein 9. Gene Ontology annotation, cellular component: cytoplasm; motile cilium. Gene Ontology annotation, biological process: cilium organization. The record is from RefSeq and is a predicted model, not a curated record. NCBI's taxonomy places the organism in Eukaryota, Metazoa, Arthropoda, Insecta, Hymenoptera, Vespidae. Gene Ontology annotation, molecular function: protein binding.